Messenger RNA from Perca flavescens (yellow perch), 2637 nucleotides. Its product is annotated as protein NLRC3-like. The record is from RefSeq and is a predicted model, not a curated record. Lineage: Eukaryota; Metazoa; Chordata; Actinopteri; Perciformes; Percidae. Gene Ontology annotation, molecular function: protein binding. Bases 1 to 2637 code for a protein of 878 amino acids. The transcript has 9 exons.
AUGGUUCCGGUACCAAAGCCAGCACGGCACAUCUCAGAAUACCAAGAAAAGAUUCAGCCAAACCUCAUAGACCGUUACUUGCAACUACAAGAAGGGUUGACGGAGGUGAAACAACCUCUGGAUAAGAUGUACACACAUCUGUCUGUCACAGCUGGGGGUGACAUACACAUCAACACACAGCAUGAGGUCAUGCAGAUUGAGACAGUGAAGCCAGCAGAUACAGAGACAACAAUUGAACCUUGUGACAUGUUCAAACACCCCUCUGGAAAAGACAGACCCAUAAGAACAGUGCUGACCAAGGGAAUCGCAGGAAUUGGAAAAACAUUUCUUGUGCAUAAGUUUGUGUUUGACUGGUGUAAAAGAGAAACCAAUAAAGAUGUGCAUCUUGUUUUCCCCUUCACCUUCCGCGAGCUGAAUUCAUGGAAGGGAGAGAAGUCAUCAGGAAACACCAACUUUGACAAGAGUGAAUUCAAACUUCUGUUUGUUUUGGACGGACUGGAUGAGAGCCGCCUUGAUCUGGACUGCUCCACGAAUGAAAACAAGGCAGUUAAAAUUGAUGUGACAGCGCCGACCUCAGUGGAUGAGCUGCUGACGAACCUCAUCAAGAAGAAACUGCUUCCCUCUGCUCGCAUCUGGAUAACCACACGACCUGCAGCAGCCAAUCAGAUCCAUUCUGAUUUUGUAGACAUCGUGACAGAGGUCAGAGGGUUCACUGACCCACAGAAGGAGGAGUACUUUAGAAAAAGAUACACAGAUCAGGAGCAGGCCAGCAGAAUCAUCUCCCACAUCAAGACAUCACGAAGCCUCCACAUAAUGUGCCACAUCCCAGUCUUCUGCUGGAUCACUGCUACAGUUCUGGAGGAAGUGAUGAAAACCAGAGAGGGAGGAGAGCUGCCCAAGACCCUGACUGAGAUGUACGCAGAAUUCCUAAAAUUUCAGAUUCAUCAGACAAAAGACAAGUAUGACCAAAAAAAGUGCAUUCAGUACAUUGAGUCAUUAGCAAAACUGGCUUACCAUCAGUUGGAAAAGGGCAACCUGAUCUUCUACGAGAAAGAUCUCAAAGAGAGUGGCAUUGACGUCAGUGGCGCGUCUGUGUUCUCAGGAGUGUUCACAGAGAUCUUCAAAAAGGAAAGUCGGGGAAAGAAUGACAAAAAUAAGAUGUUUAGCUUCGUCCAUCUAAGUGUUCAAGAGUUUCUGGCUGCUCUUCAUGUAGAGAGGGCAGUCAUUAACAGAAACAAGAAUGUGAUGUUUGGGCAAAGUUUGCGUGAAAAAGGACAAAUGGUUUUCAGCAAAAAAUCUAUGAUGUCUAAGGUCCACAGGUUUGCUAUUGACAAGGCCUUACAGAGUCCAAACGGACACCUGGACUUGUUCCUUCGCUUCCUUCUGGGUCUUUCUCUGCAGACCAAUCAGGAUCUCCUCAAAGACCUGCAUGCUCAGACAGGAAGUAGCUCACAGACCUAUCAGGAUACAGUUGAGUACAUCAAGAUGAAGAUCAGUGAGAAUCUAUCAGAAGUGAAGCUGCUUUCUACUGCACUGAAGAGUCCACACUGUAAACUGGAGACUCUCAGGGAAGGAGCAGCAAGAAUAUUGGCUAGUGACAAGAGCCUGGACCAGAACCUGAGGUCCUGGGUCUUCCCCGAGGCCUCGUCCCAGCUGGAAAAGGUUCUGGUGGUUCACGGUUUCAAAUGCAGCAGAAAGGUCCAGAGGGAUGACCACAGAGGGGAGAGAGGCUGCUCUAGCAGUUUCAAGCCGCUCAAUGACAGGAAUGAGGACAGAGAGCUGGACCUGAGUAACAACGACUUGCACGAUUCAGGAGUGAAGCUGCUCUCUGGUGGAAUAAAGAGUCAACACUGUAAACUGGAGACUCUCAGUUUGUCAGGCUGUCAUAUCACAGAGGAAGGCUGCACUUCUCUGGCCUCAGCUCUGAGCUCCAACCCAUCCCAUCUGAGAGGGUUGGACCUGAGCUACAAUCAUCCAGGAGACUCAGGAGUGAUGCUGCUUUCAGAUAAAUGGGUGGAUCCACACUGGAGACUGGACACUCUAAGGCUGGAUCAUUGUGGAGCGCAGAGGCUGAAACCUGGUCUGAGGAAGUAUUCCUGUGAACUCACACUGGACACAGACACAGCACACAGAAACCUCAAACUGUCUGACAACAACAGGAAGGUGACAGCAGUGGAAGAGGAGCAGCCAUAUCCUGAUCAUCCAGAAAGGUUUGACGACUGGUGUCAGCUGCUGUGUAGAGGUGGUCUGACUGGUCGCUGUUACUGGGAGGUGGAGAGGAGCGGAGGAGGGGUUUCUGUAGCAGUGAGUUACAGAGGAAUCAGGAGGAGAGGAGACAGUGAAGACUGUUUGUUUGGAUAUAAUGAUCGGUCCUGGAGUCUGAUCUGCUCUGAUGGUGGUUACUCUGUCUGGCACAAUAAAAGAGAAACACGUCUCUCCUCCUCCUCCUCUUCCUCCUACUCUAUCUCUGAUAGAGUAGGAGUGUAUGUGGACUGUUCUGCUGGCAUUUUGUCCUUCUAUACAGUCUCCUAUGACUCACUGAUCCACCUAUACACCUUCAACACCACAUUCACUGAACCUCUUUAUCCUGGAUUCUGGUUAGGGUUGCAUGGUUCAGUGUCUCUGUGUUCUGUGUAG